GAUAGUAUAUAUAGCGACGUGUUGUUUAUCCAAUCCGGUCGGUCAUCUUCUCUCAAUAUCGCAAGCAAGGCUGGAUUAAUUUAUAUAUCUAAUAUAUAGCUAGUUUGACAAUUUAUAUAGUUUAAUAUAUUUAGUUGGAAUAUUGAGGGCGUUCGUUCAUAUCUACAACUCAAACUAGCUCGUUUGGUAUUUUGGAUAUAUAUAUGAGAUAAAAUGAAACCUCAAAAUUGGGUUUUGCUGGGCUUAGUGUUGGUUCUUGCCACCGUUCAGAGCAUUCAUUGCAGCGUCACUUAUGACAAUAAAUCUCUCAUCAUCAAUGGCCAGAGAAGAAUUCUUCUUUCUGGGUCCAUUCAUUACCCAAGAAGCACACCUGAGAUGUGGGAGGGCCUCAUACAGAAAGCUAAAGAUGGAGGCUUGGAUGCUAUUGAUACCUAUGUGUUCUGGAACAAUCAUGAACCUUCACCUGGCAAUUAUGAUUUCGAGGGAAGAAAUGAUUUAGUUCGAUUCAUAAAGCUAAUACAUCAAGCAGGGAUGUAUGUGCAUCUCCGAAUUGGUCCUUAUAUUUGUGGAGAGUGGAAGUUUGGGGGGAUCCCUGUUUGGCUGAAAUUUGUUCCUGGCUCCACUUUCAGAUCCAAUAGUGAACCUUUCACGAUGGCUAUGCAAAGGUUUGUCCAGAAAAUUGUCCAAAUGAUGAAGGAUGAAAACCUUUUUCAGUCACAGGGUGGCCCCAUCAUUCUCUCACAGAUUGAGAAUGAGUAUGGGUUAGCAAGCAAGGCUUAUGGGGCAGGCGGGCAUGAAUACAUGACUUGGGCUGCAAAUAUGGCAGUUGGUCUUAAAACUGGAGUCCCGUGGGUUAUGUGCAAGGAAGAUGAUGCACCAGAUCCAGUGAUAAAUUCUUGUAACGGUUUUUAUUGCGAUUAUUUUUCUCCUAACAAGGCUUACAAACCCAAGCUGUGGACAGAGGCAUGGAGUGGCUGGUUUGAAGAGUUUGGAAGUGCAAUUCACCAUAGACCUGUUGAAGAUCUGGCCUUUGCAGUUGCCCGGUUCAUCCAAAAAGGAGGCUCCUUUGUGAAUUAUUACAUGUAUCAUGGAGGAACCAAUUUUGGAAGAACAGCAGGAGGUCCUUUUCUUACUACUAGCUACGACUAUGAUGCUCCUAUAGAUGAAUAUGGUUUAACUAGACAACCCAAGUAUGACCAUUUGAAGAACUUUCACAAUGCUAUUAAGUUAAGUGAGAAAGCUUUAGUCAAUGCAGAUCCAACUAUCAUACAAUUAGGAAGCUACCAAGAGGCACAUGUAUUUUCCACGUCUGGAGAGUGUGCUGCUUUUCUCUCAAAUUUCCAUCUGAAUUCAUCAGCCACUGUGACAUUCAAUAAGAAGCAAUAUACACUUCCACCUUGGUCAACCUCGAUUCUUCCAGAUUGCAAGAAUGCUAUAUUUAACACUGCCACGGUGGAAGUGAAGAAAUCUGAGGUGCAGAUGCUGCCCACAAACAUUCCAACGCUCUCCUGGGCAACAUUUACUGAAGACAUAUUUAAUGAAGAUAGUGAUUCAAAGCUUACUGUUAGUGGUCUGUUGGAGCAAUUAAAUGUCACCAGGGAUACCAGUGAUUAUCUCUGGUACAGCACCAGUGUUAAGAUGAGUCCAUCUGAGUUCAUCCAAGGACAACAACCAGCUCUCACAGUGCAGUCAGCAGGUCAUGCAUUGCAUGUCUUCGUCAACGGGCGAUUCUCAGCAGGGUCAGCUUAUGGAACUAAAGAUCACCCAGAGUUCAAAUAUACACUGAAUGUCGCAUUGCAAUCUGGAGUGAACAAAAUUUCUCUCCUCAGUGUAGCAAUUGGAUUGCCGAAUGAUGGUGCCUAUUACGAAAGACGGCACACAGGAAUCAUUGGACCCGUCGUAUUGCGUGGACUACCCAAUGGACCUAGGGACUUAUCUUGGCAGAAAUGGUCUUAUCAGGUAGGUUUGAGAGGUGAAGCAUCUAACGUAGUUUCACCAAAUGGAAUUUCAUCUGUUGGAUGGGUUGAAGGGUCCUUAGCUGUGCAGCAACAGCCCCUGACUUGGUAUAAGUCCUAUUUCAAUAAUCCGCAAGGAAAUGAGCCAUUGGCAUUGGACAUGGGCAGUAUGGGAAAGGGUGAAGUUUGGAUCAAUGGCCAAAGCAUCGGUAGGUAUUGGACUAUCUCAGCAGUUGGAAAUUGCAGCGUCUGCACAUAUCGAGGGACGUACCGAUCCCCAAAGUGCCAAUCCGGGUGCGGCCGGCCUACACAACAAUGGUAUCAUGUUCCUCGGUCCUGGCUAAAACAGACAGACAACCUGCUGGUGAUUUUUGAGGAGAUAGGCGGAGAUCCAUCUGGAAUCGCGGUAGUUAAAAGAACGCUUACUUAUGUAUAGAUAUUUAUAUUUAGGAUAAUAAUAUUGUUAGACUACUUCAAUUCAUUUUGUAUAUCCAUUUACCAUUUCUUCCUCUUUAUUGGAUUAUGGUCGGUCAUAUACUUACUGCACAUGAAUGAUGUAGUUGGAAUAAGAUUAUUUGAGUAGAUCAGAUAGAUUCAUCAUUCAUAUGGCAGUGUUUUAUUUAUCAAUGUACUUUUUGUUCCACUUGGGAGUUGGGAUGAUGUAUCAUUGUACAUAUCCUUUUGCACUUUUAACUGAUAUAUAUAAGAGAGUAAAAAAAUCAACGUCGAUGGAAGUUUCGCGUUUACUCCCUUUGUUCUAA
Molecule: messenger RNA, 2716 nt
Organism: Cuscuta epithymum
Lineage: Eukaryota; Viridiplantae; Streptophyta; Magnoliopsida; Solanales; Convolvulaceae
Source: the annotation of a GenBank genome assembly